Messenger RNA from Pungitius pungitius (ninespine stickleback), 1575 nucleotides. Its product is annotated as interleukin-25-like. Gene Ontology annotation, cellular component: extracellular region. Bases 63 to 473 code for a protein of 136 amino acids. NCBI's taxonomy places the organism in Eukaryota, Metazoa, Chordata, Actinopteri, Perciformes, Gasterosteidae. The record is from RefSeq and is a predicted model, not a curated record. Gene Ontology annotation, molecular function: cytokine activity. The transcript is spliced from 3 exons.
CUCAAAGGACACAGUGAGCUUGCAAAGAGAAAGCAGAAGCGCCAUCACACCGGUCUCCAGUCAUGGAACAGCUCCAGCUGCUGCGGUUCUUGCUGCUGUGCCUGCUGGCCCAUCAGCAGAUUGAGGCCAUGCCCCUGGGCGGCCAGUGUGUGGACGAAUCCUUAUGCACGUACAGCCUGCAGGACUACUACAGCCAGCUGGUCAACCUGCCCAGCCGCAUCAACGAGCGCAGCAUCGCCCCCUGGAGCUACGUGGAGAACAUUGACUUGAAUCGGGUGCCUCAGGUCCUCCAUGAGGCCAGCUGCCACUCCUGCAGGGGACUCAACAACGAAUUUGGUCUGGAAAGCGUCCCGGUGACCCUGAGGAUGCCCGUGCUCAAGAAGAGCUCCCACUGCUUCCCAACCACCACCUACUCUCUGGAGUUUGAGCUCGUCACCAUAGCGUGCAUGUGCGCCGUCUCCAGGUACAGCUGAGAGGGACGGACUGCUCCGAUGUCAGCGUAAAACGUCUGUGUGUGUUGACAAUGUGCAUGGAAUAAAGACUGUAGUUUCUGAGACAUAACAUUGAUUGUUACUGUUGUCUAGACCCUUCAUCUUAAAGAAAAACUUCGCUACCUAGAUUUCUUUUUUUAAUCCUCCAAAGACAUUACCCUUUAGCUAAUGCAACCACUAGUGCUCAUGCUAAUAGAUAGCAUGCUGACUACAAUUAUGGGUUAUGGUAAUGUUGAUUAGUUAUUUGGUACUAGAAAUAGUGGUCGGUAAAUAUUAAUUUCGAUAAAAGUAGUAAAUAGUUGAGUUAAAACCCCUGAUAUAAAAGGUAGGGGAAUCACUGAACCAAUGUAUAUAAUGAUAAUCAUAAUAGUAGACCUUCGAGUAAAGUACACAUCAUAUUGUGCUAGUUUUACCAUGUAAACAUAUAGACAUCCCAGCCAGAGCCUGUAGGUCCAAAUAGAUGGUCUUUUCUUACUGAAGCCUCACCAGAAAGGAUGAAACUCAGUAAAACAAAGUAGACUGAAAGUAAACACCCAUAGGAGCCCACAGCUGAUCAACCAGAUGAAAAAAAGAGAAAUAGCCUGUCACUUCUUUUAGAAUUAACACUGGUAUACAGUGGCUACAGCUGUUUUAGUGGUGCUCAUACUUUGGUUAAGUAAUAUAAUUAAACACUUAAAAAGCACAUUUCCUAUAUUUCUAUUAUACUUUUAAUGAUCCUGGCUCCCAGAUGGUGGAAUGAGCUCUCCGAUGACAUCAGGACUGCAGAAAGCCUCGACAUCUUCCGCCGAAAACUCAAGACACACCUCUUUAGACUCUACCUUGACUAAAACACUAGCAAACUGUAGCACUAACAAAUUGUAGCACUUCAAUUGUACUUAUAAUGCCACUUAUCCAUAACAUGUUUUGAAACUGCUUAUUUAAUGAAAAAUGUACUUUCUUGUUACUUGUUUUCUGAGUUUGUAUCUAUGUGGAAAUGCACUUAUUGUAAGUCGCUUUGGAUAAAAGCCUCAGCUAAAUGACAUGUGAUGUAAUGUGAAUUAUUUCUCAUCUAUACUUGGAUACCUUUGCUUAAGUACAUGUUUGA